CGGCCCCUGCCAACGAGACAGGGCCGCUGCUGGAGCCUGCGCGCCGCCAUUGUUGCCGGCCUGCCUUCUCUUCCCCCUCUUCCCUCCCGCUCCCUUCUCAGCGCCCGCGGAGCAUCCGACGCCAUCCGCCGCCAUGGUGAACUUCACCGUAGACCAGAUCCGGGCCAUCAUGGACAAGAAGGCCAAUAUCCGGAACAUGUCCGUUAUCGCCCACGUCGACCACGGGAAGUCCACCCUGACAGACUCCCUGGUCUGCAAAGCCGGGAUCAUCGCCUCUGCCCGGGCCGGAGAGACCCGCUUCACUGACACGAGGAAAGACGAACAGGAGAGAUGUAUCACCAUCAAGUCCACGGCCAUCUCCCUCUUCUACGAGCUCUCAGAGAAUGAUUUAGCCUUCAUCAAGCAGAGCAAAGAUGGCUGCGGCUUCCUCAUCAACUUGAUAGACUCCCCGGGCCACGUGGAUUUCUCCUCGGAGGUCACGGCUGCCUUGCGCGUCACCGACGGCGCCUUGGUGGUGGUGGACUGCGUUUCUGGUGUGUGCGUCCAGACGGAGACCGUGCUGCGCCAGGCCAUCGCCGAGCGCAUCAAGCCUGUCCUGAUGAUGAACAAAAUGGACCGGGCCUUGUUGGAGCUGCAGCUGCAGCCGGAGGAACUUUACCAGACCUUCCAGCGCAUUGUGGAGAACGUGAACGUCAUCAUCUCCACCUACGGGGAGGGCGAGACCGGCCCUAUGGGCAACAUCAUGAUUGAUCCAGUCCUGGGCACUGUCGGUUUCGGAUCUGGUCUCCAUGGCUGGGCCUUCACCCUGAAGCAGUUUGCCGAGAUGUACGUGGCCAAGUUCGCCGCCAAGGGCGAAAGUCAGCUGAGCCCCGCCGACCGGGCCAAGAAAGUAGAGGACAUGAUGAAGAAACUCUGGGGAGACAGAUACUUUGACCCAGCCACCGGAAAAUUCAGCAAAUCCCCCAAUGGCCCUGAUGGGAAGAAACUGCCCCGAACCUUUUGCCAGCUGAUCCUGGACCCCAUUUUCAAGGUGUUUGACGCAAUCAUGAACUUCAAGAAGGAGGAAACCGCGAAGCUGAUAGAGAAGCUGGACAUCAAGCUGGACAGCGAGGACAAAGAUAAGGAAGGGAAGCCGUUGCUGAAGGCGGUGAUGAGACGCUGGCUUCCCGCCGGGGAGGCCCUCCUUCAGAUGAUCACCAUCCACCUGCCUUCCCCUGUCACCGCUCAGAAGUACCGUUGCGAACUGCUCUACGAAGGGCCCCCCGAUGACGAGGCUGCCAUGGGAAUCAAGACCUGUGACCCCAAAGCACCCCUGAUGAUGUACGUCUCCAAAAUGGUGCCCACCACUGACAAGGGCCGCUUCUAUGCCUUUGGGCGGGUCUUCUCCGGGGUCGUCUCCACCGGCCUCAAGUGCCGGAUCAUGGGGCCCAACUACACGCCGGGCAAGAAGGAAGAUCUGUACCUGAAGCCGAUCCAGAGGACCAUCCUCAUGAUGGGGCGCUAUGUGGAGCCCAUCGAGGACGUGCCUUGCGGGAACAUCGUGGGGCUGGUGGGGGUCGACCAGUUCCUGGUCAAGACGGGCACCAUCACCACCUUCGAGCAUGCCCACAACAUGCGGGUCAUGAAGUUCAGUGUCAGCCCCGUCGUGCGGGUGGCCGUGGAGGCCAAGAACCCCGCCGACCUGCCCAAGCUGGUGGAAGGCCUGAAGCGGCUGGCCAAGUCCGACCCCAUGGUGCAGUGCAUCAUUGAGGAAUCCGGGGAGCACAUCAUUGCUGGCGCUGGAGAGCUGCACUUGGAGAUCUGCCUGAAGGACCUCGAGGAAGACCAUGCCUGCAUCCCAAUCAAGAAAUCCGACCCGGUGGUGUCGUACCGGGAGACGGUCAGCGAGGAGUCCUCAGUCCUCUGCCUCUCAAAGUCCCCCAACAAGCACAACCGCCUGUACAUGAAGGCCCGGCCCUUCCCCGACGGCCUGGCCGAGGACAUCGACAAGGGCGACGUCUCCGCCCGCCAGGAGCUGAAGCAGCGCGCCCGCUACCUGGCCGAGAAGUACGAGUGGGACGUGGCCGAGGCCCGCAAGAUCUGGUGCUUCGGUCCCGACGGCACUGGGCCCAACAUCUUGACGGACAUCACCAAGGGAGUCCAGUACCUCAACGAGAUUAAGGACAGCGUGGUGGCUGCCUUCCAGUGGGCCACCAAGGAGGGCGCCCUCUGCGAGGAGAACAUGCGGGCCGUGCGGGUGGACGUCCACGAUGUGACCCUCCACGCUGACGCCAUCCACCGUGGCGGCAGCCAGAUCAUCCCCACCGCCCGGAAGUGUUUCUACGCCUGCAUGCUGACCGCCCAGCCCCGACUCAUGGAGCCCAUCUACCUCGUGGAGAUCCAGUGCCCAGAGCAGGUGGUGGGUGGCAUCUACAGCGUCUUGAACAAGAAACGGGGCCACGUCUUCGAAGAAUCUCAGGUGGCCGGCACCCCCAUGUUCGUGGUCAAGGCCUACCUCCCGGUCAAUGAAUCUUUUGGUUUCACCGCCGAUUUGAGAUCCAACACGGGGGGCCAAGCGUUCCCCCAGUGCGUCUUUGACCACUGGCAGAUCCUCCCCGGAGACCCCUUCGACAGUGCCAGCCGGCCUUCUCAAGUGGUUGCCGAGACCCGCAAGCGGAAAGGGCUCAAGGAGGGCAUUCCCGCCUUAGAUAACUUCCUGGACAAAUUGUAAAAAACCCGAUGCAGAGAAAUGAAAAAUUAUGAACACAAAAUAAAAUGCAACACAUCAGGUCUUGGAAAAAAAGAAUAAAUUUUAAAAAUGGCUCUUUGUCGGGACUCCAGAUUGAAUUGGUGUAGUAGCACGGACAUCUUGGGUGUGGGCCCAAGCUGGGGGUUGGGGGUUGGAGAGCCCUGGGGCUGCCUCCUUGUGCGAUUGAUUUCAGCGCUGAUGAAAUAGAUCCGUUAACAAGGAAGCGGCCUUUGCCAGCCUUAACGGUGUUCUAGUGGGCUGUCUCUCAUUCAUGGCCAUCGCAACCCCGUUGUGCUCUUCCAGAGGGUGCAACCGAGGGAUCAACCACCUCACUAUUUAUUCAGCCCAGGUGGCAACUAGGGAGAAAAAAAACCCAUGAUAAUUUUUUCCCUUCCUUGAUGGGAGCCACUUAGGAGGAAAAACAGAAGGGGGUUGUGUAGGGUUGAUCUGUGGAAUUCAUUCCGUGUUCCAGAAAAACUGUGCACACAAUCUGGAAGUUUUAAGGAGAAGGAGGAACGAGGAUGCCGGCCCUUCCUUGGGGAGAAGAGAGAAAAGUGUUUAAACUUUUUUUCUAGUUUAAAAUAAUUAGGAGGGGCUUCCACAGUGUGGUGAAUGGGGCACGGGUGCGAAUCAUUGUAUCGGUAAUCACUGGAAUAAUAAAUUUCAUAAGGCGAUG
Molecule: messenger RNA, 3404 nt
Organism: Pogona vitticeps (central bearded dragon)
Lineage: Eukaryota; Metazoa; Chordata; Lepidosauria; Squamata; Agamidae
Product: elongation factor 2
Biological process (GO): translational elongation
Cellular component (GO): ribonucleoprotein complex; cytosol
Molecular function (GO): GTPase activity; GTP binding; translation elongation factor activity
Source: RefSeq, a predicted model, not a curated record